Messenger RNA from Megalobrama amblycephala (Wuchang bream), 1656 nucleotides. It is a transcript of the gene nek6, whose product is annotated as NIMA-related kinase 6. The transcript is spliced from 10 exons. Gene Ontology annotation, molecular function: ATP binding; protein kinase activity. The record is from RefSeq and is a predicted model, not a curated record. Bases 171 to 1088 code for a protein of 305 amino acids. NCBI's taxonomy places the organism in Eukaryota, Metazoa, Chordata, Actinopteri, Cypriniformes, Xenocyprididae. Gene Ontology annotation, biological process: protein phosphorylation.
GAGUGUUUUACUGCAGUCACAGAUCACAGCCAUGUGAUGCGCGGGGUGUGACUCAAACUUGCGUGGCCCGUGACAUUAGUGAGUCUGGAAACUGACCAAAGGGGCUUCGCAACAUUUUUCAGCCCUGUAAAUGUAUCAGACACAGCUGUGGAGAGGUCUGGAAUGUCAUUAUGGAGCAGAACAGCCUUCAAGAUCUGAAUAAAAAUUACACAGUGCCAGUACAGAACGACCAGGAAGAUUAUGGAUAUGGAUAUGAAUACUAUUCGGAUCUGUCCAACUUCCUCAUUGAGAAAAAGAUUGGUCGUGGUCAGUUCAGCGAGGUUUAUAGAGCCACGUGUCUACUGAACAACCGGCAAGUGGCCCUAAAGAAAGUACAGAUCUUUGAAAUGAUGGAUGCCAAAGCCCGGCAGGACUGCAUUAAAGAGAUCGACUUGUUAAAGCAACUGAACCAUCCAAAUGUUAUAAAGUAUCUGGCCUCAUUUAUUGAAGACAACGAGCUUAAUAUCGUUCUGGAGUUAGCAGGUGCUGGUGACCUGUCCCAGAUGAUUACGUAUUUUAAGAAGAAGCGGAGGUUGAUUCCUGAACGAACGAUAUGGAAGUAUUUUGUGCAGCUCUGCAGCGCGCUGGAACACAUGCACUCCCGCAGGGUCAUGCAUCGAGAUAUAAAACCAGCCAACGUCUUCAUCACAGCUACUGGAGAGGUCAAACUGGGUGACCUUGGACUAGGCCGAUACUUUAGCUCCAAAACCACUGCUGCACACUCUCUUGUUGGAACUCCAUAUUACAUGUCUCCCGAGAGGAUUCAUGAAAACGGAUACAACUUCAAAUCAGACAUCUGGUCCCUGGGCUGCUUGCUGUAUGAGAUGGCAGCUCUACACAGCCCCUUCUACAGCGACAAGAUGAACCUGCUCUCAUUGUGCCAAAAGAUUGAACAGUGUGAUUACCCACCUCUCCCAUCAGAGCAUUACUCACAGAAGUUCAGAGAUCUGGUCAGCAUGUGUAUCAACCCAGAUCCCGACCAGCGGCCCGACAUCAGCUUCGUCCUGCAGUUCGCCACACAGAUGGAACGGUGGACGGCCAGCACCUGAUACAAGCGCACACACACCUGAAGCCAGGAGAACCAUUGUGCAAACCUGUGAUCUCUGCUCUCUCAAUCAAACUGAUCAAGCUAUAGAAAUGAGUAAAGAGAGAAUGCCAACAGUGUCUAUACAGUUUCAAGCUGAGCAUUUCUCUAGAUUUGUAUUGAAAGGAAUGCCGCUAUAUAUUGUUGCGCCUUCACAGUGCUGUAUGCUGAUUGGUUUAGAGAAAGUUGGUUAGGUCAGGUGACCCAGUGCCUCAUGUUGAUUGUCAAAGCAAGGUGGUUCUGUUUAUACAUACAUUUUCUGUAGGCCUAUAUUCAUAACAACAUAUAAAGAGCCUCACAGUUGAGUUACUUAUCGCUCUUUGUUUUUCUGAUACACGCAUACAUACACACACAACUGUUUAGUGUUUUCCAAGGAAACUCUCGUUAGCGAGAUCUUGUUCUCUGGUCAAAUAUCUACCAUGUGAAAGUAUUCAUUAUAUUCAUUGUUCCAAAGAGAUGUUAUUUUUAAGGAAUUUGGAAACAUUUCCUCAUGUUAAAAUGUGUAAUUAACAAUAAAAUGUAACUAAACAUUG